Messenger RNA from Dictyostelium purpureum, 1536 nucleotides. RefSeq lists its product as uncharacterized. NCBI's taxonomy places the organism in Eukaryota, Evosea, Eumycetozoa, Dictyosteliales, Dictyosteliaceae. The record is from RefSeq and is a predicted model, not a curated record. The coding region runs from base 1 to 1536 and encodes 511 amino acids. The transcript is spliced from 2 exons.
AUGUAUUUAUUUGGUAGUGAGGUUGUUGUGAUCAAAUUUAGCAAUAAUAUGGAGGGGACAAUACAAUGUAAACAUUGUCUCUCAGAUAUUCCAAAAGUUAAUAGGGUCUGUAAUGUUUGCAACUCAGAUGUCGGUGAAAGGUGUUGGAGAUGCAAUUAUUUAGGAAAAGUAAAUUCUAAAUUUUGUUUUAGAUGUAACGUUAAACUUCACCCAAACUCAAUACCAUCAAAAAACUCAAUUCAGCCAAUCCCAAUAUUUUCAAAAUAUCAGCUUUCAUCCACCCUAUUAAUAAAUAAACUUAUUUUACCAAAUCCUAUUGAUGAAGAAUUUAAAAAUGAUGAAGAAAUUAAUGGCGCUGAAAUUACAUCAAAAAUAGAUAAUAACAAUCAAAAUAAAGAAAACAAUAGCCAAAAAUAUCAGCAACAAAACUCUGUCGUCUCUACAUCACCAAUAUUAAGAUCAUCCUCACCAAUUAAAAAUAUAAUCAAUGAUAUUAAUAGUAGAACCAAGGAUUAUGAAAAAUUAAAUUUAAAUUAUAUAGCUGUUAAAAAAAACUCACCCAAUAGCUCAUCAACAAAUUUAAAUACAUAUAUAGUAAAUAACAAAAACAAUAUUAAUUCACCAAAUACUUCAACAUCAAGCCUAUCAAAUCUUUUAUCAAACAGUACCAAUAAAAUUUUAAAUAAUAAAAACAAUGAUGAAAAUGUAACAGUUUCAUCAGCGAUAUCACAAACUAAUAAUAGUAUCAGUAAUAUUAAUAUUAGUAACAAUAAUAUAAAUAUGAAUGUAAAUAUAAAUAAUAUAAGUAAUACAAGUAAUAUAAAUAAUAAAAACAAUGAUAGAGCAUCUACGGAAAUAUCAGAAACUGAAAACCUUAUAUCCUCUUCAAGCGCUUUUAAAAAACCCAAAUUUUUACAUAACAAAACAAGUAGUAAUAAUAACAAUAUUAAUAACAAUAAUAAUGACAUCAAUAACAAUGAUAAUAAUGAUGACAAUAAAAUAUCAGAAAAAAUUAUUGAAAAUAUUGAAAUUAGAGAUCAAGAAAAUGAAAGUGUAUUAAUUACAAAUUUAUUAACAGACAAACCAAUAAACAAUAAUUUUUCAAACAGUAUAGAAAUACUCCACAAUAGUUUAAAUAAUAGUGUAAAUAACCACCUUAACAAUUGUUUAUUAAAACUAAACCUAAAUGACUGUGAUAAUAAAAAAACCAAUCAAAGCUACAACACUGCACUUUUAGACGAAAUUAUUGACGCCUUUCCAUCACCACCAUCAAAAAGCCCAUUAUUAUCAAUUUCAAACAGUAGUGGACAUAGCAAAAAAAACUCAUCUAGCCAUCAACCAGUUAUAUCAUUACCUAUUCCAAUAAUCAAUAAUAACAUUAGUAGCAACAAUAUUAAUAAUAACAAUAACAAUAAUAAUAUAAACAAUAAUAUAAAUAGUUUAAAUAUAACAUCAACAAUUAACAAUCCAACCAUUACAAAUACAUUAACUAACCAACAAUUACAAUCAACAACGUAUAAACCUAAACCAAAAUAA